This is a messenger RNA of Aureobasidium uvarum, 690 nucleotides long. NCBI's taxonomy places the organism in Eukaryota, Fungi, Ascomycota, Dothideomycetes, Dothideales, Saccotheciaceae. The record is from the annotation of a GenBank genome assembly.
AUGAUCUACAAGCCCCUUCUCAAUGAGUCUAUCAUCAACCUGUCCUUUCUCACGUCCAAGGACUACACACUUCUUCGUGGUUCCUUGAUCAAGUCAAGCACCACUAGAAGAUACAAGAAAGCUAUCACAUCCAGAAUUCUCCACAGGCCCGAGUCCAAGAACAUCACACACUUGCAGCCAGCAAUCUUGCGUGUGUGCAGAUCAAUUCACAACGAAGCCCUGCCAAUUCUCUACCGUCAAACCUUCUACUUUGAGCACCCCAUCGCCAUGAAGCUGUUCCUCUUCGCGAUUCGUCCAGCCAACCGCCUAUUGCUACAACAUGUUGUCCUGCGUGGUUGGGACUACUGGGCCCCGAACGUUUGGCAGGAAGCGCUUGCAUCCGCGCUUGACAGGCUUGCGUCCGCCCAGAAUCUCAAGAGCCUGCACCUCGAUCGUCACGUCCAGAGCUACCAGGAUGGUGUCCCGGACUGGAACACUAAAAUCUGGCGUCAAGAGGCGCAGACCAAACACUUCAACGAACACUUUGGAUACUGGGCCGAUUGCAUCGACGCCGCCAGAGGCAAAGGCACUACAAAGGCCAUCCUCACCUUUGCUGACCGCAACUUCGGCUCCGAAGACGAGGUUGCCAGAGGUGAUCAGAAGUUCCUGGAGUGCAAGAAGAUGCUCAUGGACAAGAUCAAGCUCGACUAG